GAUAUUGACAGAAUCUGUCUCUUUUCUUCUGAAAUGUCACAGAAUAUCGAUUUUACAAGGCCUAUUUUUCCCUCUUUGACACUCUUGACAGGCGCCUCGUAACGCUGCGGCGGUGACUUCACAGCGUUGGAAUCCAAGUUCACCUCCGGGUUUGCCUGAAUAGGCACCACACGUGGACACCGCUUCUUUCACCGCCAUAGGCCCUUUUCUUCUCCUACCUUGCUAAUUGCUCGUUCCAUGGCGGCUAACGGUUACUACUACUACCGAACGAAAGCGGGAAUGUUUAUCGACCGUAUUGGCUUUCAUGGAGAGUACAAGAAGGCACUAUGAAGCUGCUUGUCAAUUCAGAGUUCGCAGCAAGAUUUCCAGCAUCUCUACCGAGCCUCAAGAAGAAUGAACAACAACUGGCGCAACGUUAAUCUUGUGAUCGACAGGCUCUAUUUGGGCAAUAUUAGAGCAGCUACCUCUACCCGCGCAACUGGCGAGCGGGGGAUAACGCAUAUAGUCUCUGUAUGCUCAGACCCUAUCCCUGCAGAGCUGCCCGAGUCUGGCAUCCAACACCUCCGCAUUGAAGUCGAAGACGUCGACUACGCGGACCUUUUGCGCCAUCUCCCAAGAGCCAUUCGCUUUAUUCACGAAGCCUUGUCUAAUCAAGGUGUUGUUCUCGUUCAUUGCGUUCAAGGUCUCUCGCGGAGCGCUACUGUUGUCGCUGCAUACCUGAUGUGGUCCCAACGAAUCCACGCCACGGAAGCUUUGGAAAUUGUUAGACGAGCUCGCGAUCAAAUUUGGCCAAACGCGGGCUUCCAGGAACAGCUCGUCCUUUGGGAACUCUGCGACUACAAUCCCACACCAGACAACGGCUUCUACAGAACUUGGAGGUUGCAGCUUGACCGCCGCCUAGCGGCUGCUGGCUUGCGCUGAGUGCUAUAUAUUUCUCACUUCAAUUUAUGUGCCAUGACGACUUGGGAAAUUUUCUCCUUCGAUUUCCAUUUAGUUUAUACUACUUAUGGCUUGGCCUCUACGUACUCCUCGUUACUUGUAAUUCUUCAACUUUUUGGUUACUUUUUGGCUUAUAUGAUCAAGUUAUAAUUCCGUUUUUUUCCCAAU
This is a messenger RNA of Guyanagaster necrorhizus, 1107 nucleotides long. RefSeq names its product phosphotyrosine protein. Gene Ontology annotation, molecular function: protein tyrosine phosphatase activity. Gene Ontology annotation, cellular component: cytosol. Lineage: Eukaryota; Fungi; Basidiomycota; Agaricomycetes; Agaricales; Physalacriaceae. The record is from RefSeq and is a predicted model, not a curated record. Gene Ontology annotation, biological process: protein dephosphorylation; signal transduction. Bases 394 to 921 code for a protein of 175 amino acids. The transcript is spliced from 4 exons.